Cherax quadricarinatus is the source of this 2471-nucleotide messenger RNA. It is a transcript of the gene Mcm5, whose product is annotated as Minichromosome maintenance 5. Gene Ontology annotation, biological process: DNA replication; DNA replication initiation; double-strand break repair via break-induced replication. NCBI's taxonomy places the organism in Eukaryota, Metazoa, Arthropoda, Malacostraca, Decapoda, Parastacidae. The record is from RefSeq and is a predicted model, not a curated record. Gene Ontology annotation, molecular function: DNA replication origin binding; single-stranded DNA helicase activity; single-stranded DNA binding. Gene Ontology annotation, cellular component: nucleus; MCM complex.
GGGAAAACAUUUCCCGCCAAGUAUAUUGUUGUUGUUGUGGUGUGUGUGUGUCAGGUGUUACUGUGAGUCCUCCUCUGUUUGACCCACCAUGGAAGGCUUUGAUGACCCUGGUAUCUUCUUCUCUGAUAACUUCUCCACGGAAGAGCAGAACGAUCAGAAUCAAGUUAAUCUUCAAGCUGUGAAGAAGAAGUUUAGAGAGUUCCUGCGGGAGUUUCACGAAGGCAACUUCAACUACAAGUAUAGGGAUUCUCUGAAACGGCAGUACAACUUGCGGAAAUAUUGCCUUGAAGUCAGCCUUGAAGAUGUGGCAAGCUUUGAUGAAACCCUUGCUGAUAAACUUAAGAAAUUGCCCACAGAGCACAUCCCGCUUUUUGAGGAAGCUGCAAAAGAAGUUGCAGAUGAGGUGACAUCCCCUCGACCACUAGGAGAAGAGAAGGUGGAAGACAUUCAGAUUAUGCUCAGCUCCGGGGCCCAUCCUAUUGAUGUUCGAACUUUGCAGUCUGAUGAAGUUAGUCGACUUGUCAAAGUAGCAGGUAUUGUGGUGGCUGCCUCAGGGGUGAAGGCUAAAGCCUUAGUUCUAACAGUACAGUGCCGGUCCUGUCAAACUACCUUAACUAACAUUCCUGUUAAGCCUGGUCUUGAAGGCUAUCAGCUCCCUAGAAAAUGCAAUACGGAACAGGCUGGACGACCAAAAUGUCCUCUUGAUCCCUUCUUCCCUUUUGGGCCCGACAAGUGUGUGUGUGUUGACUACCAAGUGCUGAAGCUUCAGGAAGUUCCUGAGAAUCUGCCACAAGGAGAAAAUGCCCGUCACCUCCAGCUUUACGUUGACAGAUCACUUUGUGAACGUGUGGUGCCUGGUAAUCGUGUGACUGUCCUUGGUAUUUAUUCUAUCAAGAAAGUUGGCAAACAAAGUAAAGGGACGCGUGACAAGGUUGCAGUAGGUAUCCGUGCCCCAUACUUGAGGGUAGUGGGUAUUCAGGCUGACCAGGAAGGACGAGGAUACACAUCUGGUAUCACUAUAUCUUCUGCAGAGGAGGAAGAAUUCCGCCUGCUUUCACAGUCAAACAAUGUCUAUGAAAGGAUUUCUCGAAGCAUCGCCCCCAGUAUCUAUGGAUCUGAAGACAUAAAGAAAUCAGUAGCAUGCCUGCUGUUUGGUGGUUCUCGGAAGCGUCUUCCUGAUGGUUUGACACGAAGAGGAGACAUUAACGUUUUGCUGCUCGGUGAUCCUGGUACGGCUAAAUCUCAGUUGUUAAAGUUUGUGGAACGAGUGGCCCCUAUUGCAGUUUAUACAUCGGGAAAAGGAUCCUCUGCUGCUGGUUUAACAGCCUCAGUUACAAGGGAUCCAGUGUCGCGUAACUUUGUGAUGGAGGGUGGUGCCAUGGUGCUUGCUGAUGGUGGUGUUGUGUGCAUUGACGAGUUUGACAAGAUGCGUGAAGAUGAUCGUGUGGCAAUUCAUGAAGCGAUGGAACAGCAGACAAUCUCCAUUGCCAAGGCUGGAAUUACCACUACCUUAAACUCACGGUGUUCAGUAAUGGCUGCUGCAAACUCUGUAUUUGGGCGAUGGGAUGACACUAAGGGAGAGGAAAAUAUAGAUUUUAUGCCCACAAUCCUCUCUCGAUUUGACAUGAUAUACAUAGUUAAAGAUGAGCAUGAUGAAACCAGAGAUACAACUUUGGCCAAGCAUGUCAUGAAUGUUCACCUGAAUGCUCUGAAGACAGCUGAAGAAACUCCAGAAGGUGAACUCUCUCUCAAGUUCUUGAAAAAAUAUAUCAGCUACUGUAGAAGUCGGUGUGGUCCUAGACUUUCUGAACAGGCUGGUGAGAAGUUGAAGAAUCGCUAUAUUCUGAUGCGAAGUGGAACCCGCGAGGCUGAGAACCAGUCAGAUAAAAGACUAGCCAUUCCUAUUACUGUUAGGCAACUGGAAGCCAUUGUCCGCAUAGCAGAGUCCAUGGCCAAGAUGCGUUUAGAGCCAUUUGCCACCGAACGGGAUGUUGAUGAAGCUCUAAGACUUUUCCAAGUCUCCACUCUUGAUGCUGCUAUGUCAGGAUCUCUUACUGGCGCUGAAGGCUUCACAACUGAGGAGGACCAGGAGAUGCUAUCUCGUAUUGAAAAGCAGCUAAAGAGGAGAUUUGCAAUUGGAUCCCAAGUAUCAGAACAUGCAAUUGUCCAAGAUUUCUUGAAGCAGAAAUACCCCGAGCGUGCUGUAUACAAAGUGUUGCACUUCAUGAUUCGUCGAGGAGAGCUGCAGCACCGCCUACAGCGCAAGAUGUUGUACCGGAUAAAGUAAAUUAAUGUUGUGAUGAAAUUUCUUUAUUCUGUAAUUUUUAAAUGAAAAAUUAACUAUUUUUAUGUUAAAGAUUAUGUUUGAGAUAUCAGACUUGUGUAAAGUUUAGUGCAAAAUUGGAAGCUGCUGAUGUUUCAGUUGAUAUAGUUUGUGAUACUUGAUAUAAAAAAUAUAUGCUGUACCAGUA